Molecule: messenger RNA, 3969 nt
Organism: Colletotrichum lupini
Lineage: Eukaryota; Fungi; Ascomycota; Sordariomycetes; Glomerellales; Glomerellaceae
Product: N-acetyltransferase B complex non catalytic subunit
Exons: 17
Coding region: 1-3969 (1322 amino acids)
Source: RefSeq, a predicted model, not a curated record
AUGCACAAGAGCACCACUUGUUAUCCAGAAAAGCGACCUCUGUUUGUCGGCAAAAUCGGCCAGGCACGGCAGGCGUUGCCGGAUUCCCACCCUUUAACGCAGUAUUUGUCGACGGCAAAAAUGAGCCGGUGCGUGGACACUGGGCAGUCAAUCAUAGAAGCGGAUCUUAAGGCUUUUUUCCCGUUUCUUCUUCUUGGCAGCCGGGGGGAUAUUCACUUAUUCUUGCCUUACUCUUAUCUUAUCGCAACCAGAACCUUCUCCAAUCGUAACGUCACCGACGCAAAUGUUCGUCGCGUACCGCCAACACCAAUUCCCGGCGCAUCGCACCUUCAAUCGUUCCACGAAUUGACCGAAAAUAACCGAAUAUCACACCCCGAAAAUCCUGCAGAAUUCGAAAGAAUACCUUCUAUCGAAAUGUCGGAACCUCAGAAGCCUGCGACGGCCGCACCCGAAAAGGUCGACGAGACCUACACCGAGAGCAAGGCCAAGUUUGAAGGGAAGGCGAAGAGCGAGUACUUUGAUCCUUGUCAAGAGCUUGCGCAGAAGAGCAUUAAAUGCCUGCACCGGAAUGGGGGAGACAGGGCCAUGUGCGGAGAUUACUUUCAAGCAUACCGAGAUUGCAAGAAGGCUUGGCAGUUCGACAAGCUCAAGGCAGACCGAAAGGCGCAGGUCGACGAACUUUUUGCGGGUGCAAGAAGAUACGACAUUAGACUUAGUUACUGCAUGCUCGACAACCCAGCCCCGAUCCGGGCUUGGAGGUUAAUCGGCAACGUCGGCCGGAUCGGCGUCGGGCUAUCGGGAGAAGCGCGGCCGGCCAACGGCGCCGGAAUCCCUAACGUGGGGGGUCGGCAUUUCGGGAAGAGUGUUUACCCGAGCAACCAAUCAAGCAACACAAUGCCCAUCCCUAAACGUCUCACAAGCUCCUGCUGCACUCUUACAGCACAGUGCCCCUCCAAGCUAAUUCUGCCCCGCCAUCCGAUCAGAAGCAUCACCAUGUCCUGGAACCGGCCUCAGCUGAGGAGCGGCACCGAUCUGCAGCUGCAGUCGGCUUUCAAUGACGGACAAUGGGCCAACGCCAUCCGUCUCGCGGAGCAGCGAUUCCGGACCUUCAAGGAUCCUUAUUUUGAGGCUGUGAAAAUAUGCGCAGAAAGUCAGUUGGACUCACCGUUGGAGAAGGCAUCGCCCUUCAUUGCUAUCCGCAAGCUGGUUCAGGAUCCGACUGCCGUGAGAGAUCCUGACACUUUGGAGUUGCUUGAGUGGGCUUCAGAGGAGUUUAUUGAGGACCGAGACUUUUCCGAGACCUUUGGCCCCCUGAAGCUGCGCUACGUCAAAGCCAAGCCCAAGGACAAAAAUGGUGGAACGAGAUGCUUGGAGUCAUGUCUGCUACACUGGGAUCUGGUUAGCGCGCAGCAAAUUGCAGCAGUGCUCGACAAGUCAUUCCCUCAAGAAAGGAGCUUCCUUUUCUGGAACAUCGCCAUUACGCAUCUGCUAGCAACCAAUGAGCAAUGUCCAGCUGGAAAGAAGCAGCUCUAUGGCAUGCUCGCUCUGAAGCAAAUGCAGCGUGCCGCGCAAUUUGCAGAACAGAGCGGUGCCGAGAAGAACGGCGAAGUCUCCGACCGAGCCAUCAAGACGGAAGAAGAGAUCCUUCUCUUCUACCGCAUUCUCGAGGCUCAUGGUUCUACGGCUGAAUGGGAGGCGGCUCUGAAGGGCCCAACCCUCAACCCUGUCUACCAAUUCAGGAAAGGACGCAAAGACUUGUUUUUACAAGCGAUAGAAGUUCUCGAGCGGAAGGGCCAGUGGAAAACUGUCUACGACCUGUGCAAGGACUGCCUGUCAACGACAGACGAAAACCAGAAAUUGAGCCUCCUCGCCUGUGACUAUGCGGUGUGGAAGAAAUUCCUCAAUGCUGCUGGCCAGAUAGGACAGACCCAAGAGGCUUCGACCGAGGUUUCCGAACUCAUUAACCGCUUCCUGACUCAAGAGGGUGUACGAUCCAUCUAUAAGCGCAACGUCCGUCUGGCCAAGGUUGAAGCAGCUUUCCUCUUCCCCAAGAGCACGCAGUCUAGCUCUGAUGCCGCAUCGAAUGAAUUCGAGGAAUUGCGCCAAUACAUUGAGGUUGAGUGCGAAUCGCCCGCCUGUUUCGACGACGUCAGGGGCUUUGUCGAGCGGUUGCCACCACAGGAGAUCAAGGCACUGGCAUACGAAUUCCUCAUUGGAUUGUCAGAAGAGUCUCAGGACUCCGCGAGAUCAGCGUCUGUGAAGGCGCUUGCGUACAAGCUGCAGUACCUCGGACUAUCUUCACCCAAGACCCUCGUUCGUGUCCCGAAUGAGGAUGUAAAGAAACCAAAUGAUUGGAAGUGUAUAACUUGCAACACCACCAACAAGUCAUCUACCUGCACCACCUGCGUCAAAAAACUCCUGGAGUCGACCUUGACUUUGUACUCCUCUCUCCUCAACUCUACUGAAAUAGGCCACCUCGAUUGUGUUCCGGAACUUGCUAUCCUUGCAGCAUCAUGCUGUGUGAGGCUGAGCGGCGCGCACGAGCGUGGUAUCGACAACCCUACCUCUCUUUCGAAGAACGGUAGACCUAACCGCUUGCUUCAAGCUGCCCUCAUCAUCGAAGACCAGCUCACCAGAACACCAAAGCACACACGACUCACGUUGGUCCUGGUGCGCAUAUAUCUUGUACUUGGAUGUGCUUCUCGUGCUCGCGAAGUGUGGGAUACCGCAGACGUGAAGCGUACUAUUAUUGAUUCGCUUGGCCCCUACUUCUUUGACCGUCUGGCAACCAUUGCGCCCACUUUAGUUCUACCGCCAAAUAGACCUGAAAGAGGGCUGAUGCAGGGACUGAAAUCCCACUACCGGGCGUCUCUCAAGCUGAGAAUGCCUAGAAGGCUGGCUGAUGCUUUCGAGGCCGAGAGCUACACUGCCAUUCUCGAUAUCCCUAGCUACACCGAGCGGCUGAGGUCAAGCUGCACCCUGGUGAUGGGAUAUGUGGAGGAGUCCCAAGCUGCUCGAGCGCUGGAUAUCCGCAGCGACUCGAUCUUUGAAGAACCGGCGGUUGAGGAAGUCACCGACAACUCUGUGCUGAACGAAGUCAUCGACUACGGAUCUGUGCCUAACUUCGAAGCUGCCUCGGGCCGCCCGAUAUACGACGUCCUGCGGCUAGGCCCUGAUCCAUCGAACCUGCGUUCCCACUUAGCCCUCGCCGCAGAAAAGUUCUUUGAGGUUAUGACCUUCAAGCCCGCAACGUCUUACAAAGUGGCCAACGUUGCGCAGACGACCGCGGCAGAGCUGGCCUUCGUCCUGGAAUCCCUUCAGAGGUUGGGCAACACCUUCAGCAGAUUCCUCCACACUCGCGGAAAGAAUCUCACUCAACAGGAGGAAACCUACUACGAAGUCGUUUCACUUCUGAUCACCCUGAUUCCCCUCACCAUCUCCGCCAGUCGCAGCCCACCACCUCCCGAGCUUCUGGCAAGCAUUGCGUCCGCGAUCAAGUCUGGCCUGGAGGUCCUUCGCGCGCAAGCACUAUCGACGCCAGCUGAUGCAGAAGGGUCCAAGACACUAAUGAUGCUGGGCUCACUCCACGGUCUGUCGAUUCUUCGCGACGCUGCCGCCGCCGUGAAGCUAGCGACGUCUUACAUAGUGACUUUCAACGACCGUGAGAAGGAGAGGGACCGUUCCGGGCAGAGUAACGUGCCCAAGGACGUGAUGGCGCAAGUCAAGGCUCUCGAGAAUGCGGCUAGCACUGCCUUCACGGAAGGCAAGGCACGGGUGGCUCUCCUGAAGCAGGAAAGCAACACGCUGAAUGCGAAACUGGGCUCUUGGACGUUUGAGACGGAUUCUGGGGACGACUUGUCAAAACAGAUACGCGAGGUGGCAGGUUCUCACGUUGGUGUUUGGUCACAGCGGGUGACCGACAGCUGGUGGACGAACGUGAAGGGUUGGGAAUCGGUGCGAUGGGAGUAG